AUGGAGGCAAUUGGGCUGACGGUCGGUCUUUUGGGACUGGCAGGUCUCUUCAGCCAGUGCAAGGACCUCCUCGAUCUCAUCGAAACCGGUCGGUCGUACGCAAGAGGACUCGAAGCACUGGAUACAAAGUUUGAGGCACAGAAGUUACGCUUUCAGAUCUGGGGCGAGGCUGUGGGCCUGGUUGGAGAUUUGACGCCUGACGAGAACCUGGCCCACGAUGAUGUUAGGCCUGUCGUCCAACGUAUCUUGAACAACAUGCGACUGCUAUUUGACGAUACGCAUAGAUUGAAAGGGACGUUUGGGCCCCGUCAAAUCAAUGAUCAAAACGCGCGUGAAGGGUUUGCCCAGCUGCUGCUCCGGCUUCGUCGGAGCCAGGAGGCUGCGAGCCUGUCGACAAAGGCGAGAUGGAGUGUAUCCAGGAAGGACAAAUUCCAAACCUUGGUGGAAGAGAUAAGAACUUUCAUGGACUCUCUUGAAAGUAUCACGAGCUCCUUGGAACAGCUCUCGAGAAGACGUAAUCUUCUCGAAAGGAAUAUCGCUGCCGCUCCGGAUGAAGCAAGUCUACGCGCAUUGCGUGAAGUCUCGUCAGAGAGUGGAAUAGUCGUGUCGGAUAGCGCAAGCUCGCGCUUCCUCCACUUGGACGACUUCAAUCACGAUCCUACUGAUUCUGUACCCGACGACUACUCGAGUUCACACGCAACGUACGUCUCCUGUCGUACACAUCCAAGAGAAAGCAUGGAUAUGGGCAGAGGAGAUCCUGCGAGCAUUACCUUGGCGCCGCCCGAGAUAGACCGUCAACUAACUCCUACGGGGUCCACUGAUGACUGCUUCUCGAGGGAAGAAGUAGUGUUACAGACGGAAAAGUUCAAGACCUUGUGGCAGAAUACGGGUAACAUCGCGCUCGAAGUGGUCACCGCCGGUGAUGAUUCUGCUCUCUCUGGACCUUUUCCUAAAAGGAUAAGAAAAGAAUUUGAAUCUGUAUCCAGGGGCAUCCGAGACAAUAAUAUGCCGAUGUCUUUCAUGACCAUCAACGGAAGCCUUGUGGACCUGCUUGGAGUCUUCAUGGGCCCAGCUUCCACGCCGUAUGAAGGGGGGAUCUUCUUCACACGCUGGACUUUCACACCUGGCUAUCCUUUCACGCCUCCCCUGGUCAAGUUCUUGACCAAGAUCUAUCACCCCAACAUCGAUCCACGUGGAGUAAUCUGCCUCGAUAUUCUGAACGAUAGCGGCUCGUCCGUUAGUCUGGGACUCGAGAAAACGCUUGUCUCGAUAAUCUCCAUUUUGGACGACCCUACCCUGGACGACCCCUUUGUCCCGCAGAUUGCGGAACAAUACCAAGCAAGGCGAGAAGAGUACGACAGGACCGCUCGUGCCUACACAAUGAGAUAUGCGACAGGAGACUUGCCUUCUUUCGAGCCCCAUGACGCUGCGUCACCCUGGUGGCAGGACGCUGAAAACUUGAGAAACGCUCUUGACGAGGCUGACUUAACCUGGUCCCGCCUCCUGCUUGUACCGUGCGAACCUCAAUCGGGCCAGACGACGAAAAGACUGGCUCGAGUUUAA
This is a messenger RNA of Exophiala spinifera, 1563 nucleotides long. RefSeq lists its product as uncharacterized. The record is from RefSeq and is a predicted model, not a curated record. Lineage: Eukaryota; Fungi; Ascomycota; Eurotiomycetes; Chaetothyriales; Herpotrichiellaceae. Gene Ontology annotation, biological process: protein polyubiquitination. Gene Ontology annotation, molecular function: ubiquitin conjugating enzyme activity. The transcript has a single exon. The coding region runs from base 1 to 1563 and encodes 520 amino acids. Gene Ontology annotation, cellular component: nucleus.